Mesoplodon densirostris (Blainville's beaked whale) is the source of this 1207-nucleotide messenger RNA. RefSeq names its product Rab interacting lysosomal protein like 2 (gene RILPL2). The coding region runs from base 101 to 718 and encodes 205 amino acids. Gene Ontology annotation, cellular component: ciliary basal body; cytoplasm. Lineage: Eukaryota; Metazoa; Chordata; Mammalia; Artiodactyla; Ziphiidae. Gene Ontology annotation, biological process: cilium assembly. The transcript has 4 exons. Gene Ontology annotation, molecular function: protein dimerization activity. The record is from RefSeq and is a predicted model, not a curated record.
GGGUCCACUGCCCCGCGGAAAGUUUUCUGUGCCGGGAGGAAGCUGGACAUUCGGAAACUCCGAGAAAGCAGCUCCGGAGGCUGCAGGGGUCUGGGCGGCCAUGGAGGAGCCCCCUUUGCGAGAGGAGGAAGAGGAGGAGGGGGACGAGGCUAGGCCCGAGGGGGCCCUGGGCAAGAGCCCCUUCCAGCUGACCGCCGAGGACGUAUAUGACAUCUCCUACGUGAUGGGCCGCGAGCUGAUGGCCCUGGGCAGCGACCCCCGGGUGACACAGCUGCAGUUCAAGAUCGUCCGUGUCCUGGAGAUGCUGGAGACGCUGGUGAAUGAGGGCAGCCUGACGGUGGAGGAGCUAAGAAUGGAGCGGGACAACCUCCGGAAGGAGGUGGAGGGGCUGCGGAGAGAGGGCUCGGCGGCCGGCAGGGAGGUGAACCUGGGACCAGACAAAAUGGUGGUUGACCUGACAGAUCCCAACCGACCACGCUUUACUCUACAGGAGCUGAGAGACGUGCUACAGGAGCGCAACAAACUCAAGUCGCAGCUGCUGCUGGUGCAGGAAGAGCUGCAGUGCUAUAAGAGUGGCCUGAUCCCAGCAAGAGAAGGCCCAGGAGGAAGAAGAGAAAAAGAUGCUCUGGUUACCAGGGCCAGCAAUGCCAGCAAUAACAAGGAGGAGAAGACAAUCAUAAGGAAGCUGUUCUCUUUCCGAUCAGGGAAGCAGACAUAGAUCUGGGACCAUGUCUCAGUUCUCAGAAGACGACUUCAAAAAUCAUUUCUCAGUACCAGUGCGUACCCACUGCACUUGCUCCUUUGUUUCCCCUCAAAGCUGUCUGAGGAGGAACGGGUGAGGUUUUCUCCCCAGCUGCAGAAUUGAACACCCCCGAAGGCUGGGCCAGGGCGAGUGAAGCGGCACAAAGAAAUCGAGAAAGCAGAAGGAAAGCGAAACGGGGCCACCUGCAGUCCCACUUCAACCCCCCAAGAGGCCCCCAGCGUGCGGAUGUGCUUUCUGCUUCUCAGGGCUCACAAACGACCCAGGACUUUACUGCGUAGCUGUGCAAUACACCAGCCCAAAUCGGGGUGGGGAGAAGAGGAUGCCGGGAAAUCUGGUAUGGACUUUGCAGUGAUGACUUCACUGAUGUUUAGUGACUAUUUGAUUUUGCUAACGUGACUUUCUUUACAUGAUUUUUUUAUGAAAGUAAAAUGACUUUUACACUUU